Saccostrea echinata is the source of this 2355-nucleotide messenger RNA. RefSeq names its product ras-related protein Rab-37-like. Gene Ontology annotation, biological process: regulation of exocytosis; protein localization to plasma membrane; protein secretion. The record is from RefSeq and is a predicted model, not a curated record. Gene Ontology annotation, cellular component: plasma membrane; synaptic vesicle; Golgi apparatus. The transcript is spliced from 8 exons. Gene Ontology annotation, molecular function: GTP binding; GTPase activity. Bases 199 to 900 code for a protein of 233 amino acids. NCBI's taxonomy places the organism in Eukaryota, Metazoa, Mollusca, Bivalvia, Ostreida, Ostreidae.
GGUCCGAUGUAGAGAAUUGCUCUUAUCCCAAUGUCAUUCAAAUGCAGACUAUGUAAAGAUUCCUGUCUUAAGAUAUAUAGAUUGUUACUUUGAGAUGCUUGUAAGAUACAGCAUUGUCCAUGCCGAUUUCGAGCAGUAUUGAAUAUUUCUUCCCAAGAGGAUUAUGUGUUAUACAUGAAUAUUGGUAACUAGUUUGUAAUGGCUUCGGACGCAAGUAAAACAGGUCUGAGGGUGAUUCAAAAUGCUCCAAGAAAUCAAAACGAUGACAAUACUAAAGAUAAAAUUAAUGUUGCUUUGGAAUAUGAUGAAUCCUCUAUUCAUAAGACAAUCUUAGUCGGAGACAGUGGGGUGGGAAAGACAUCACUUCUUGUACAAUUUGAUCAGGGAAAGUUCCAGGCUGGGUCGUUUUCAGCAACUGUUGGAAUAGGAUUUACGAAUAAAGUGGUUGAUGUUGAUGGGACAAAGGUUAAAUUACAGAUUUGGGACACGGCUGGUCAAGAAAGAUUUCGCAGCGUUACGCAUGCAUAUUACAGGGAUGCUCAUGCAUUGCUUCUUCUUUAUGAUGUAUCCAAUAAGGCUAGUUUCGACAACAUACGAGCGUGGCUUGGUGAAAUAAACGAGUAUGCUCAGGAAGAUGUAGUUAUCAUGUUACUGGGUAAUAAGGCUGAUAUGACAACAGAAAGAGUUAUAAGAACAGAGGACGGAGAGCGAUUAGCUAAUGAAUAUAACGUUGCCUUUAUGGAAACAAGUGCCAAGACUGGAAUGAAUGUAGAUUUAGCAUUUAUGGCUGUUGCAAAGGAUUUAAAGAUGAAGAAAACAAGAAAACCGACUGAUCCUAAAUUCAGUGUAACAGACUAUGUCAACCAGGAAAAACAAAGCAUAGGAUGUUGCAGUAGCUAACCAUAUAUUAUGUGCAAUAGAAUAGGUAAUUUUUAUCAAUUAUGAAUGAUUUGAACCUCGUGCUGCCGUCAUUUCCGUGGUUGUACCGAUGAAGUCCAAGAUUUGUUUUUCAUCAAAGAUUUAGAGAUGGAAAUGUUCACAUUUAAUUUACUGUAAAUCUGCUCAAUCUGGAAAACAUUUUUGUUCUGUAUUGAUUUUUUUUCCAAACAGUGUUAUUUUAAAUAGCAAUUCAUCUUAUAAAAGUCCAUAAUUCAUUUUCAAAGCAUUUUCGUUUUGAAUACAUAUGAUCAACAUGCCUCAACCAUUCAGCAAGUUUCAUCAUAUGAAAAUGGGUUCGCAUCUUACUAAUAUCUAUACAAAAGGGAUUUUGACAACAGGAUUAGUGAAUUUGUUUAUAUUCACUUACGGUAGAAUCGUACAACAUCUUUUUUUUAAUUUUAUGAAAGACAAAUGCAUCUCAGUUACAUGAAUGAAAAAUAUCUGAAGAAUAAUCUUUGCAUCAGCAUGGACUGGAUUAAAAAUGUAAUUUUCAAAUGUUCAUGUUCAGAUUUGUUAGGUUUGAAAUAUUAUUACAAACUGCCAUUAUUCGCUUUCAAAGGGCAUCUCUUACGGACCAGAACAAAAUGCCCUCUUAGAGAACCUGAUUUGACGAUUUUUUAUUCUGAAUUGUCAGGGAACUCUGUUCUAAUUGUAUAAAAAUAUAAAAACCACAGUUAUUGUUCAACUGGCUUAUAUAGACACUGUUUGCACGUGUGUGCUCUAGAAAUUUAAUUCAAAUGAAUUUUUUCAAUUACUAGUAUAUAUAUUCUAUUUCUUUAUGUUUUAUAUAUGAAAGUUUUUUGUUCGUUUUUUUUUAGAAACGACAAAUUUCAUAUGAAAUAGGAAAAUGUGAUCUGUUGUGAAAUCCUUAUUUUUUUUAUACACGUUUAUAAUUUGUUUUGCAUUGGUCUUCAUUUUGAUUGUCUGAUAUGUUAGAGUAACUAAUUUUAGUUUUUAAAGUAUAUUAGAUAUUAUCAAUAAGGUAUAGUGGAUGUAGGAAAAUUAGUAAAUGAUUUUGUAUAUGUAGAAGGGUAUGGUAGUAGGUUUUUCUUUAAUACCAUCAAGUAAAACAUAAAAAAAAUGUUAAAAUGAAUGUGACCCGAGCGAUUAAUAAAUUCCAUAAUACUUCCAUUAUUUGGAAUACAGGUUUAUUCAUUUCGGAAAUAUUGUUGAAUAAUGGUAAAUAUUACCUUUCUAUACAGUAGUGUACUUGGUGCUCUUUCAUCCUUUACUCAUAUAAUUAUGAUGAAAGAUACUACAAAUUGUUUUCAUUUCACUGCUUGUAUUAAAGUUUAGUCAACUUACACUCUACACGUCAAGAAUUCCUAAUUGUGUGUAUGGUAUGACGUUGUUUACAGUGAAAGUGUUGUGCUAAGAUCUGAUAUUAUUGUUUUAAUAAAUUGUUACAAGAAUUUA